UACAUUGAGCAUACACGAUCUAGGUUGGUGUGAUAUACAUUGUGACAAGUGCUCGAUUGAUGAUGUGAAAACAAAGAAAGUGAAACCUUGUGGAUUAUCUUUCCUCCAAGGAAUCUAUUUCUUUACUCAUUUUGAGGAAACACCAUGUUAUCAAGGAUGGAGUAGCUAGUUUGUGAAUGUGACAGAUUGGCAACCAAGUGACCUUUGUCUUUGGGUCUGUUCGUGCAUCAGGUGUUGAGUCUUCUUGACGACAGGCUUUCGGUAUCGUCUUGGCGUAUCCAAACUGUCUCUGGGUUCUGCUGAACCGACCCGAUGCCCUCCCUAACGACAGUAACCCGGUCUACGUUGGAUCAGUAUUCGGUCUUCAACAUGAUGAACUGUCGCAGGACCAGUCGGACUUUCACCGUCCCAGUUCUCAAAGGAGCAUUCGGGGAAAUCGUCUGGGAGACAUUCCUAGGAAGCGGUCGUUAUGGGGACGUUUUCCAAGGAUACUGGGCGUCGAAAAAUAAAAACGUUGCCAUGAAGGUCCUUCAUGGUGAUGCUGAGCUCGAGAAUGUGAAACGUGAAAUUGAUAUUUGGCGGGUCCUGGAGCACCCGAACUUGAUCAAAUUGUAUGAUUAUUGUAGUGACGACGAAUCAGACGAUAUAUACGGUUGUCCGCAGGUGAGCGUCAUCAUGGAAUACGCACCAAACGGUUCCCUCUUUGAUUACAUCCAAACAAACCGGACAGUCCCGAGGGAGUUGUUCUGGCGCUGGAGUCAACAAACAGCAGCAGGGCUAGUCUACCUCCACCAGCGCAAUAUCGUCCACAGGGACUUGAAGUCGCCGAAUAUUGUCCUUGAUUCUGUCUUCAAUGCGAAACUCUGUGAUUUUGGUUGCUGUACGUGCUUGGCGCGGACUACUACUGUGUCGGUGGUGGGUUCGAUUCGCUGGAUGCCACCUGAGGUGCUGAUGGCCAAGCACGCCAGUUCAUCUUCGGACUUGUAUUCAUUUGGGAUGGUCCUUUGGGAAAUGCUGACUGCCAUGUUACCUUUUCACGAAAUGGACAACGAAUUCCAGAUCAUGUGGGCUGUGUGCGAGUCUCAUAAACGGCCCAAACUGCCGGAGGAGUGUCCGUUAGAACUGAGCGGCCUGAUAGAACGAUGCUGGCACCAUGAGUCACAUGGAAGGCCUGGUAUCAAAGAGGUGCUGAAUAUAUUGACUAAACUUGCUGCUGUCGACUUGAGAGGACGACCAACUGAGCUAUAAUAUCACAAUUAAAAACUUAUAAAUGACCUGCUCGUAUGCCACACUGCUUUUCUUUUAAAGCUGUUUUCGGAAAAACACAUUGCCCUCAUUACAAUAGAAGUGGUGCUCGUCUGUGAACACUCGUCCCAGCCAGGGAUGCAGGACGGUACCUGGUCGAUUUUAUAGUAUUAUGCCUUUGCACCUGUUGCUCAAUAACUUCUCCCGAAAACGCGAAUAUAGAUAUAGAGUCUAUAUUUACAUGUAUCUAAACCAGUCAAGUUUUAGUUCUCAUUUGUAGGCCAACCAGUCCAAGUGUCGCUAUCCAAUUAUCGUGUGCGGAAUGAGGUGCUAAGUGACUAAGUAUUCAAAUUGCAGACGAAAAUAACUGUAUCACCAAGGUCUUCAGGCAACUUCCAUCCCACGUUCCCAUCCUAUUCCGUCUCAAUUCCUAAGAGGGUUUGGCAGGUCUUUAAGUAAUAUCAUUUAAAGUGAUUAUAUCGCAGUCGUCUGGUUGUGACAUUGUCCUCGUAAGACCGAUUUGAGAUGAGCGACGGAAAAACAUCACACUUUUUGAUGAAAAUGUUUGCAUGGCGGUGACGAAUUUUCUUUAGGGGAUUGCCGGGUCUUGUAUGAUAAGUUGUUCGAGGUCCCACAUGUAGACGUCCGACAUUCAUUUUGUCUUGAAAUAGCCUGCACGUGUAAAUAACUCAUGUUAUAAAGUACGAGUCUUAUAUAUUUUCUAAUGGGUUGUGAUUCCCUCCGAGCUAUCAGUUUUGUGUUACAUGGGUGUUUGCAAAGCUUUUAAAAAUAGAUUGGCUGACACUCAAAUCAAAGGUUUGAAGUUAACCAA
This is a messenger RNA of Lineus longissimus, 2077 nucleotides long. RefSeq names its product mitogen-activated protein kinase kinase kinase 20-like. Gene Ontology annotation, biological process: signal transduction; protein phosphorylation. Bases 313 to 1248 code for a protein of 311 amino acids. The transcript has a single exon. The record is from RefSeq and is a predicted model, not a curated record. Gene Ontology annotation, molecular function: protein kinase activity; ATP binding. NCBI's taxonomy places the organism in Eukaryota, Metazoa, Nemertea, Pilidiophora, Heteronemertea, Lineidae. Gene Ontology annotation, cellular component: cytoplasm.